AUUUGUUUACGCAUCAACAGGUAGAAUAUACAUGGAAAAAUGUGGAGAAUCUGCUUUGGAGAAAGCUGGAGAGUGCUUUUCUCUAUCUGGGCAGUACAGUCUUGCAGCGGAGGCGUAUGCAAGGGGAAAUAUUUUCUCAAAGUGCUUGUCCAUUUGUGCCAAAGGAAAACUCUUUGAAGUGGGUCUGCAAUACAUUGAGGAUUGGAAAAGUCAGGGAAAUGAGAAUAACGGAGUAGUAAAGAAAAGUAAAGAAAUAGAGAAAUUGGAACGAGACUUUUUAGAGAGUUGUGCCCUUCAUUACUAUGACCUCAGAGACUACAGGGCCAUGAUGAAGUAUGUGAAUGCUUUUCACUGCAUCGACUCAAUGCGAAACUUACUCAAGAGGCUGGGAUGCCUUGAUGAACUUAUCAAUCUGGAGGAAGACUAUGGUAACUUUUCGGAGGCGGCAAAGAUUGCAAGGAUGAAAGGUGACAUCCUUUCGGAGGUUGAUCUACUUGUAAAGAGCGGACAAAACAAAGAAGCGUCGAUGAAUAUCCUGUGGUACUUGUUAUUCUAUUCCCUUUGGGCUCCUGGAAGCAAAGGGUGGCCCUUGAAGCAGUUUGCACAAAAGGAGGAGCUGGUAGCAAAAGCGAAACAUCUCGCAAAGCCCGAGCCUAUUGCCUUCUAUGAAUAUGUUUCCGUAGAAUCAAACAUUCUGUUAAAUAAACAGAGCAGUUUGGCUGAAAUGAAAGAACGUUUGAGUGCUUCCAGGAGAAAUGGAAGUGUCAGAGGUGAAAUACUGUGCGCUCGAAACAUUCUGGACUUCCAUCUUCAUCGAAAUAUCUCAAAUUUUUGUUGGGAAUAUGAUUGGCUUGUCGACCCAAUAGAGUAUUCUGAAAAACAGAUCUUGAGGAAUCAGAUUUCCCAGAUUUCCGUUGACUCAUUGGUCUGCUUUUGGAAUCUUUGGAGAGAAAAGAUUGUUAGAAUUAUAAAAUGUGUAGGAUGUGCGGAGAUGCUGGAGGAAAAGGAAAAUAGGUGCUGUUGGGAGUUCUGUUUGAAUAACUUUGGUGUUCUGGAGCAACGGAACAACAUGCAAGGAACUUAUCACCUUGUAAACCCAGAUGCUGAUUGGGUCAGCAACAUAGAUAAAAGAUUUCUUCGAAGAAAUGGACAAUUGGUUGCUUUGGAGAUUCAACAAUUUGUCUCUGCAGCUCAAAAGUAUUGGAACUUCUGUUGGUAUGAUCCUCCUGCACAAACUGGAUGAACUUUAUCAUUUUUCACUGAGGAGUUCUCUGUCGAACUUCUGUCAAAGCAGAUGUCUUGCUCUCUUACAUGAGGUUGCAAAGUUCCUUCGAGAACUCAAUUGUCUGAAUGACUCCUUCCGGCAUGGUAGGGCACUGGAGGGUUUCAUUGAAACAUCCAGCAGGAGGUACAUUGGUCACAUAUUUCCUCUUGACUGGAGAGUAUCAUCGACAGAAUAUGAUAUCUCUAAGAGGCAGUGAGGCUGCUCGUCAUCUACUGACAGAAACGAUGAACAUGAUAAUUUUCAAGAAGCGUUUUUCACAUGGGAAGAUGGGUGAGCUUGCGACUUUGUUUCUUGGGUCUGGAAUGCUCAACGAUGAAUUGUACAGAAAAAUUGCAGAAUCUUUUGAGAGAAAUACAUCAUGGAAGGCAUUCAUGGAAUGUGUGUAUCGGGAUGUACUAGCAGACCUUCCUCAGGCCAGCGAUGAUAAUAAGCCGUCGAGUUCUCUUUGGCUUGGAACCUUUAUGGAGCUUUGGCAGAU
Messenger RNA from Syzygium oleosum, 1763 nucleotides. RefSeq lists its product as uncharacterized. Bases 32 to 1243 code for a protein of 403 amino acids. Lineage: Eukaryota; Viridiplantae; Streptophyta; Magnoliopsida; Myrtales; Myrtaceae. The transcript has a single exon. The record is from RefSeq and is a predicted model, not a curated record.